Pelmatolapia mariae (spotted tilapia) is the source of this 2076-nucleotide messenger RNA. Its product is annotated as protein NLRC3-like. Gene Ontology annotation, biological process: intracellular signal transduction. The record is from RefSeq and is a predicted model, not a curated record. Lineage: Eukaryota; Metazoa; Chordata; Actinopteri; Cichliformes; Cichlidae. The coding region runs from base 64 to 1887 and encodes 607 amino acids. The transcript has a single exon.
UAUACAAAAAUUCAAAUUCAAAAUAUGUAGAGUUAGAAAUCCUUUAUUUAUGUAUUUUCACUAAUGGUUAUUUUAGGAACCACAACAAAAAAUUUCCAAUGGUGUCAGCCCAUGCUUAAAUUUAAGCUAAAGAAGAAGUUCCAGCGUGUCUUUGAGGGGAUCGCUAAAGCAGGAAACCCAAACCCUCUGAAUCAGAUCUACACAGAGCUCCACAUCACAGAGGGAGGGACUGCAGAGAUGAAUAAUGAACACGAGGUCAGACAGAUUGAAACAGCAUCCAGGAAACCAGACAGACCAGAAACAACAAUAAGAAAAGAAGACAUCUUUAAAGCCUCACCUGGAAAAGAUGAACCAAUCAGAACAGUGCUGACAAAGGGAGUGGCUGGCAUUGGGAAAACAGUCUUAACACAGAAAUACACCCUGGACUGGGCUGAAGACAAAGCCAACCAGGACAUCCAGUUCAUAUUUCCAUUCACUUUCAGAGAGCUGAAUGUGCUGAAAGAGGAAAAAUUCAGCUUGGUGGAACUUGUUCAUCACUUCUUUACUGAAACCAAAGAAGCAGGAAUCUGCAGCUUUGAAGACUUCCAGGUUGUGUUCAUCUUUGAUGGUCUGGAUGAGUGUCGACUUCCUCUGGACUUCCACAAAACUACAAUCCUAACUGACCCUAGAAAGUCCACCUCAGUGGAUGUGCUGCUGAUAAACCUGAUCAGGGGGAAACUGCUUCCCUCUGCUCACCUCUGGAUAACCACACGACCUGCAGCAGCCAAUCAGAUCCCCUGUGACUGUGUUGACAUGGUGACAGAGAUCAGAGGGUUCAUUGACCCACAGAAGGAGGAGUACUUCAGGAAGAGAUUCAGAGAUAAGGAGCAGGCCAGCAGGAUCAUCUCCCACAUCAAGACAUCAAGAAGCCUCCACAUCAUGUGCCACAUCCCAGUCUUCUGCUGGAUCACUGCUACAGUUCUGGAGGAUGUGCUGGAAACCAGAGAGAGAGGACAGCUGCCCAAGACCCCAACUGAGAUGUACAUCCACUUCCUGGUGGUUCAGGCCAAAGUGAAGAAGGUCAAGUAUGACGGAGGAGCUGAGACAGAUCCACUCUGGAGUCCAGAGAGCAGGAAGAUGAUUGAGUCUCUGGGAAAACUGGCUUUUGAUCAACUGCAGAAAGGAAACCUGAUCUUCUAUGAAUCAGACCUGACAGAGUGUGGCAUCGAUAUCAGAGCAGCCUCAGUGUACUCAGGGGUGUUCACACAGAUCUUUAAAGAGGAGAGAGGACUGUACCAGGACAAGGUGUUCUGCUUCAUCCAUCUGAGUGUGCAGGAGUUUCUGGCUGCUCUUCAUGUCCAUCUGACCUUCAUCAACUCUGGAUUCAAUCUGCUGGAAGAACAACAAAGAACCUCCAAGAAGUCUCAAACAAGAGAAUCUGCAGAGAAACACUUCUACCAGAGUGCUGUAGACAAGGCUUUACAGAGUCCAAAUGGACACCUGGACUUGUUCCUCCGCUUCCUCCUGGGUCUUUCACUGCAGACCAAUCAAGCUAUCCUACAUGGCCUGCUGCCACAGACAGGAGGUAGCUCACAGACCAAUCAGAAAACAGUCCAGUACAUCAAGAAAAAGCUCAGUGAGAAUCUGUCUGCAGAGAAAAGCCUCAAUCUGUUCCAUUGUCUGAAUGAACUAAAUGAUCGUUCUCUAGUGGAGGAGAUCCAACAGUCCCUGAGAUCAGGAAGUCUCUCCACAGAUAAAGUGUCUCCUGCUCAGUGGUCAGCUCUGGUCUUCAUCUUACUGUCAUCAGAAAAAGAUCUGGAUGUGUUUGACCUGAAAAAAUACUCUGCUUCAGAGGAGGCUCUUCUGAGGCUGCUGCCAGUGGUCAACGUCUCCAACAUAGCUCUGUAAGUAAACAUACCACCCAGACCCAUACAAUGGACCCAAAGCUUUUCUUUAACUCCUCAAAAAUAUGAAUGAAUGUUCUGCUCCUGCAAACUUCUCUCAUUAGUUCUCACUGUCUGAUGCUGUCAACUAAAUUAUCUCUAUCAUUACACACAGAGUUCUAACUUUGUUCUUUGUAUGUUAUAAAAUCCAGCA